ACGAUGGAGGAAGAGAGGGGGAGGGGAGAGAGAAAGAAAGUGAGAAAGAGAGAGAAAGAAAAAGAGAGAAUGAGAGAAUGAGAGAGAGGGGGAGACGGACACCUGCAAAGUUUGUGAAGAAACUCUCUUUUCUCAUCAAUAUCGAGCGAUAUCAUCACAAGAUGUCACGGAGUACACACACACACAUGUACAGACACACGAGGAGAAAGAAGAAAGCAACACAGGCACUGAGCACACGGUGCCACUUGUAAGUUUGUGAAAAAAAAUUUCUACCUCUUAGUACAAAAUAUUAUUCGAAAGGUGGAAGGAAAUAAAACAAUUUCUUGCAAACCAAGCCACUGGCAAAUUCUGUUUUCCAUUACAAGAUUGUAAAAAGUGAACAAGGAAAAAGAGAGAAAAAAACCCCAACAGCAACAACAACACAAAAAAACUUAACCCAACAAACAGGGAAGCAAGAAAGAAAGGAAAAGAAUUGCAAUAAAAAGCCCCCCGGAAAAUAAACAUCACUGCCAUUUUGAUUGAAGAUGGCUGACACAGAAAGUUUGGUAACAGAUACUACGUCAAGCCCUUUAUUAGAUAAAAAAACGGAAGAACAUGGUUUAGUAACAGAAAGCUCUCAAGAUGCUCAAUUAGGUCGUAGUUCGGUGGAAAAUAAUGUUGAAGGGGAAAAUAAUAAAAUUGCCAGUGAACUUCAAGUUCCUGAAGCGCUGGAUUGUAAAUCGCCAUCUGUCGUUUCUGAAAAACCAUCUUUGAAUUUAUGGACAACAAACAAAGAAGUUAUCAGAAUCGAUCAGCUUCAAAAAUUGAAGAGAAUCCAGCUAUAUGAUUGGCCGAAGAAUUGGGACUUUCUCCUUGAUAAAUACAAGUCUCUAUCGGAAGAAAUGGCAGUUAUCAAAGACAAUAAAGAUCGUAUACAGCAACAAAUCGACAAACUGAAGAAUAUCUCUGUCCCCGAAGAUAAUAAAGAACGAAAGGCGCUCAAUUCUGGUCCAAUACCCAAAACAGCUUCUGGAAUGAUAGGAUGGAAAUCAGGACAAGAGUAUCUAAAGACUCAAUAUCCAGCGUAUUUGUGGGAACGACACUAUAAAGUAGCAUUUGAAAAGCAACUUGGAUGGCCAAAAGAUCCUUACCCGUGAUUUUAGAUAAUUUGAUAAAUGUUAUAUCGUAAAUAUAUUAUGUAU
This is a messenger RNA of Octopus sinensis (East Asian common octopus), 1181 nucleotides long. RefSeq lists its product as uncharacterized. The record is from RefSeq and is a predicted model, not a curated record. Bases 525 to 1136 code for a protein of 203 amino acids. NCBI's taxonomy places the organism in Eukaryota, Metazoa, Mollusca, Cephalopoda, Octopoda, Octopodidae. The transcript has 3 exons.